AUGGCAGCCCCUACAAGAAGCCUACGACACCUGUCGUCAUUCAGAACCACUGUAUCCCCAGCCUCAACAGCAAUUACCCCCUUCACCCGCCGCACCUAUGCCACAACGGAUUCCCCAUCCGCCACCAGCACACCGGGAACCACACGGCGGCGAGCAACAAAGUUCCAAGACAAACUGAACGCCGGACCCUCCUUCGCAGACUUCGUAUCUGGAGGCCAAGAUGAGGUCCUCGACCCAGCUGAAGCCUACGCCCUCAAGACCGCAAUGGUCGGCCCAGCCGGCCGCAAAAAGGAAAUGACUCGCCUGCCGGAGUGGCUCAAAACCCCCAUCCCAGACUCAAAGAACUACCAACGCCUAAAGAAGGAUCUACGUGGAUUGAACCUACACACCGUCUGCGAGGAAGCCCGUUGCCCCAACAUCUCCGACUGCUGGGGCGGCAGCGACAAAUCCUCCGCCACAGCAACAAUCAUGCUAAUGGGCGACACCUGCACGCGCGGAUGCCGCUUCUGCAGCGUGAAGACCUCCCGCGCUCCUCCCCCGCUCGACCCGCACGAACCCGAGAACACCGCCGAAGCCAUCUCCCGCUGGAGUCUCGGCUACGUGGUGCUGACCAGCGUCGACCGAGACGACCUAGUCGACGGCGGCGCGCGCCACUUCGCCGAAACAGUCAUCAAGAUCAAGCAGAAGAAGCCCAGCAUGCUGGUUGAGUGCCUGACAGGCGACUACCGCGGAGAUCUGGAGAUGGCGGCGUUGGUCGCGCGCUCCGGACUGGAUGUGUAUGCGCACAAUGUCGAGACGGUCGAGGAGCUGACACCUUUCGUGCGUGAUCGCCGCGCUACUUUCCAGCAGUCGAUUCGCGUGCUCGAUGCUGCUAAGAAGGCUAGACCGGACCUUAUUACUAAGACUUCGCUUAUGCUUGGUCUUGGUGAGACGGAUGAGCAGCUCUGGGAUGCUCUCCGCCAGCUCCGCGCUGUUAAUGUUGAUGUUGUGACUUUUGGUCAGUAUAUGCGUCCUACUAAGCGUCAUAUGGCUGUGCACGAGUAUGUCACCCCCGACCGCUUUGAGAUGUGGCGCAAGCGUGCCCUUGAGAUGGGUUUCCUUUACUGUGCUUCUGGUCCCCUUGUGCGCAGCAGUUACAAGGCUGGUGAGGCGUUCAUUGAGAAUGUUCUUAAGAAGCGUCGUUCUGGUUCCGGUGCUGCUGAGGGCACUGUCGAUCAGAGCACUGCUACCGCCGAUGCUACCCACUAA
Molecule: messenger RNA, 1248 nt
Organism: Penicillium arizonense
Lineage: Eukaryota; Fungi; Ascomycota; Eurotiomycetes; Eurotiales; Aspergillaceae
Product: lipoate synthase
Exons: 1
Coding region: 1-1248 (415 amino acids)
Biological process (GO): lipoate biosynthetic process
Cellular component (GO): mitochondrion
Molecular function (GO): lipoate synthase activity; 4 iron, 4 sulfur cluster binding
Source: RefSeq, a predicted model, not a curated record